UAAAUACAUAUAUACACAUGCAACUAAUGAGGAAAAGAAAGCAAUUGAAAAUAUGAUGGGCAAAGUUUUGUGUGUAAUUGUUGUAAAAGUUUUGCCCAAAAAUAAUUCCAACAACCAUUAAGCUGCUGGCGCCAACUAACGGUUACGCGUGCCAACUUAAAUAAUAAAUUUAAAAAAAAAAUAGUACCAAACAAAUUUAGAAACUGCUUAGGCGCAAACAAAUAACAAAAACAAAAUCAAACACCUUAAGCAGACACCCACACAGCUUUUAUGGAUGUUCGACGAGCUAUAAGGCGUGGAACACAGUUAUUUCAAACCGAGGCACAGUGUGCGAUUGGCGUGAGUCAAGACAAGCGUACGAUUGAUUGGAUUGUGAAGGCGCAGAAAAAAAAUGAGCGUAUCGUGAAUAACAGCAAAAUCCAUUUAACUAACAGAAUGAAUUGAAGCAUCAAAGCCUGUCACCUUGAGAAGGACAACAAUAAAUAGCAGUCAAGAGAAAAUUCAAGAAUUCCUAACAGCAGCCAGAGAGUCUAGCGUUAUGCUGGCUGUAUAUAAGAAAAUCUGGUAAAGGAAAUCAAAGCACAAGGCACAACUGUAAAAGAAGUAGAAUAAAUUUGCAAAUAACUUUUCAUAAUAGAAAUCUGACGCGAAACCAAAAGUAAAAUAUUAAUAGGCAAAUAAAAAAUAAGAACCGAAGGGAAGGGAAGGAAAUUUCAAAUAUAAAAUAACCAACAACAAUCAAAAGGAAAAGCAAUAAUAAUUUUAAAGAAACACAACUAUUUAAGGUAACUAGCCAAAAGCAGCAACAACUUCGAUAUAGAAACCGAAGAAAGAAAUACAAGAGCAACAGCAAGAUUUGAAAAGAAACAAAUAUUUUAAUUAAAAAUGAAGAAAAAAUAAAUCAUCGAUCGAUUUUCAUAUUUAAAUAAUUUAAAUAGCACCGAACUGCAGCAGAUUAUAUAAAUAACGAAAGUAAAGCGCAGCCGGAAGUGAUAAGAAAGUGAUUUGAUUUCGAUUGUUAUUUAUUUAAAGAAUUUUUAUGGAUGCUACUCCAUCUCGCAAUUGGCCCCACGCAAAUCACUCAACUUACGCAAAAUGCUUGCAUACAUGCAUAUGUAGUUGGCUUGGCAGUGUAUUCAGUGUCCAGUAAUUUGUGAAACGCCCUCCACUGUUGGCCGCUAAAGCGCCUUUCGUCUAAGCAACCAUAUGCCGACUAUAAUGUGGAGUACAAUAUCGCCGACAAAUUCUAAGAAAUUACUUAUUGGCAGAACUCGAAGCGUCGACUAUGUCGGAAACAAUAACAACAAUCAGCAGCAGCAACAGCAUCAGCAACUACAACAGCAACGACAACAUCAUCUUCAAUUUCAUCGACAGCAAAAACCACAACCGCAAAUAUUUAAUAAUAACAACGCAUCGAAGACAGCAACAGGAGCAGCAGCAACAACAAUUGAGAGUGAAACUGAAAUCGAUAGAAUACCAGCAGCAACAGCAGCAUCAGCAGCAGCAACAACAGCAAUCAUUCCCUAUCGAACAGCAACAUCAAUCACAACACCAACAGCAAAAGCAUCAACAGCAGCAACAACAAAAAACACAACAACAGCAGCGACCCAUAAUAACAACAGCAUCGCCAACACCACUAACACCACUACCAUCAACGCCACUAACAACAAUAAAACGCAAUCGACGAAAAUCUCAAUCGCAAUGGAAAUUCACAUACAAAAUAAGUGCAUCUCAGCAUAGCGCAUCACUCUGGAGGGUGGUGCGGAGCCCCCAUGGCUGCAGGGCCCCCUUAAAGCGGCAUUUUUGGGGGCCUCUGGCGUCGGUAAAACCAGCAUAUUACAGCAAUUUUUCUAUCACGACUUUCCGAAAAUAUAUCAAACAACUACGCGCAGAAAAAUUUACAAAAGCUGUCUGGUGUGUGACACUUGCAUACGCGAGCUGAUGGUACUCGACGUUCCACCCCAGAAACGAUUUCCGGCCGAUAACUUUGCCGAAUGGAAUAAUGGACAUCCGCUGGGGUUGCGAACUGUGCACGCUUAUGUUUUAGUAUUCGAUAUGGGCAAUUUGGAGACAUUUCAGUACUGCCGUGCAAUGAGAGAGCAAAUCUUGGAUAGUUUCGGUCAUCGUGAUUUUAGUAUAAUAGUAAUUGGCAAUAAAUACGAUACAGUUACCGAGGUGCAUGCAACUUCGCAGGAACUGAAGGAUAUAUCAACUCUGGUGCGUAAACACUGGCGUUGUGGCUACGUGGAGUGCUCCGCCAAAUACAACUACAAAAUUGGCGAUGUAUUUCGAGAACUGAUGGGCUGCACCGGCACCGGUGCCGUUGUCAGCGAUUUUGCACAAUCAAAUAGAAAUAAAGGACGUUGCACAAUACUUUAGCGUUAUCUGCUCAAGUUCUUCAAGGAAAGCAUAUGAGCCGCGUUAAAGGGGCGCAAGCUGCAGCUGCACUACUUCAAACCCAACGCAAAAACAACCACCAAAUAAGCAAAGACUAACCGAAAUGCCGCCAAACAUACACAAGCACAUACAUACAUACAUACAUACCUAUUUCACAUGUGAGUAACUGUGAAUCACAAAGUUCACAAAAAUUUUAUUAAAAUUCGAAAAUAGAAUAAAUUGUUGCAGCUGUUGGCUCCCUUGAAAACUUUAUAAGUAUGUGUGUAUAUAAGUUUGUAGGUGAAGUGAGCACCAUAAUUAAUCGAUUUAAGGUAUUUUGUAUUUCUAAGAAAUUUGGAAAUAUAUGUACACGUAUGUAAUGUAAGGAGUCAUGAGUUUAAAUUGUAUGCAAUUUAGAAAGCGAAAAGAAAUUUCGACCGCGUCGUUGCUGAGGAAAGCCAAAUUACUUUAGUAAUUGUUAUACAAAUAUGCUGUUAUAUAACUAAAUAAGGCAAUUACUGAACAAAUAUUAGUGUAGAUGUAUAAAUUAGGAAUAGAUAUUUUCAAAAAA
Molecule: messenger RNA, 2947 nt
Organism: Ceratitis capitata (Mediterranean fruit fly)
Lineage: Eukaryota; Metazoa; Arthropoda; Insecta; Diptera; Tephritidae
Exons: 8
Molecular function (GO): GTPase activity; GTP binding
Source: RefSeq, a predicted model, not a curated record